Messenger RNA from Lobosporangium transversale, 2093 nucleotides. RefSeq lists its product as hypothetical. The annotation marks the transcript as partial. The transcript has 3 exons. Lineage: Eukaryota; Fungi; Mortierellomycota; Mortierellomycetes; Mortierellales; Mortierellaceae. Gene Ontology annotation, cellular component: nucleolus; nucleoplasm. The record is from RefSeq and is a predicted model, not a curated record.
AAAAGUCAUGGGUAUUCUUAACCCAGUUUGCACAGCGACAGACGGUAUCCGAGUGUUCGCACUUGCAUACGCUUCUAGUUAUAGCGACUUGUCUUCGAGCUAUAAUAUCUUGAUCAAAUCGGACGACUAUCCAAAUGAGAACGUCCAGUACAUGACCUGGUCCUUAAUCAGUGCUGUCCCUCGCGAUCCAUACUAUUAUCUCAGUGAAGUCAACACCAAUGGUCUUGGAUAUGGUUGUGCAGUUGAUAAUAAAGGGGUCUUUACAGCUCUAGCACGCCUAUCACAGCAAUCCAAGUCUGCACCACAGGACACAGUCGUUAGAGGGAUCCAAUACACGCCUGGUAGUGCAGGAGCAGCAGGCACAUGGAAGAACAUUGAUGUCUCUCAGCCUUAUGUUUGGCUCGAAUCCGCCAAAGCACACUUGUACAACUUGUUGGAUCCAGUAACGAAUCAAAACAUCUUGAUGCAUGCCUCGAUCUCGACCCAAGGAAGUGAUACUAGAAUUAUGAUGGCCUCGUUCAACCCUACCACCAACGUCAUGGAACAAAAUGCGGCCCCUUGGAAGUUGCCAUAUGUCACUAGGUCUCUCACAUUCGGGGCAAAUAAUACAUUGUUCGUGUUGGGCCAGAAUAUGUCUGCCCUACAGUGGGACAGUACUAUCUUGACAAAGGUCCCUGUUACGCCUGGAUCCACGACCAUGCCAAACCCCUCAACCUUGACGUAUAUAGACGGGUAUAGUUUAUGGGCCCCCUGCGCUACGGAUUAUCCUGAUGUCAAUAUGUGGCCUUUUAAUAAAGGCGCUGCAUUAUCGUGCAAAUCCAAGUUUUCUGGCCCUGCCAGCACCAGGGUGUUUACGACGGACGGGACUAGUCCAAUUAAAUCCCUCGAUGUUUUAGGGUAUUCAGGCACGUUUGACAACGUACGCACGAUCCUCCUUGUCCAGGGUGCAGCCCAUCCGUUCUUGUUCAUGUAUAACAGCUCGGGCCUUUAUAGUGCCCCUCUGUCGGGAUACCAGUUCGCUAAAUGGGCCACCUCACCAAAUAGGAUCAGUAUUCCGGACCAGUAUGGCCUCCACGUAGAUGACCCCUCAUCCCCUAAUCCAUCCUCAACCAGAAGUCCUCGACCAACCGAUACUACUACAGACGAUAGAAGCAGCAAUGGAGGCAUGAUUGGGGGGAUAUGUGUAGGCAUCGCAGUGGUCGCGGCUGUUGCAGUGUUUCUGUUUAUACGCAAGCGGCGACAACAGAACAAGAAUGCGUUUAAGGGUUUGGCAGAUUCAGAAGGUAGCAACGCGGGCUUGGAAGGCAGCAAUUUGCUCCCGCUACAACUGCCUAUUGAGCGAGCCAUGAAGUCUGAUGUCACGGACUCUUGGGCUUCACGUCCAAUAGAUCCAUCCAAUCCUAGUCAGUUUGCUUCAUCUUCAACCUAUACCCCUUAUACUAACAACAACCUCAGCCAUACCGCCAAUGCCAACAAUCCUCCAAUCAAUGGGUCCUACCCAAUGGAUCUGCCUGCCUAUACCGAGAAUACGGCUGGACCACAUGCGGUACUUCCACUCCCUCUUCAUGAUCCACAUGGAAUUCAAAUAGCCUCACCCUUGAAUCGUGAAGUCUUGAGCCUACCACCAGCUUCUUCAAUUUCGGAUGCUAUUUCAGCAACACCGUUGUAUUGGGAGCCCAAGCCAUUUGUUCCUCCAGGGCCAAGUAAUAACAAUAAUAACAACAAUGUCAACACAAACAAUCAUAUUAACAAUACCAAUAGUAUCCAAAGUGGAAGCAUGAGUGUGGCUUCACCGCUAACUUCGGGUCUUCCGAGUGUACCCCUUUUCUGGGAGCCCAGACCAUUUGUUCCGCCGACUCGCAACGAUACCAAUGUCGCCGCCAUUAAUAACAAUAAUAACAAUAAUAACUUUAAUAAUAAUAAUAAUGUUAAUCACAAUGAGAGCAGUCCGGAUUUAAUGUCAACAGCAUCGACUUUGGUCCAAGACUCUCCAACACGUAGUCCUCAAUCAAGAGAAAUCUAUGCUGAGAAUGAGCAAGAUUUGCCACCGCGAAUCGCUCCUGCAAUCCCACAACACUCUAGGCCAAGCGGAC